Protopterus annectens (West African lungfish) is the source of this 1067-nucleotide messenger RNA. Its product is annotated as homeobox protein prophet of Pit-1-like. Gene Ontology annotation, biological process: regulation of transcription by RNA polymerase II. The record is from RefSeq and is a predicted model, not a curated record. The transcript is spliced from 3 exons. Gene Ontology annotation, molecular function: DNA-binding transcription factor activity, RNA polymerase II-specific; RNA polymerase II transcription regulatory region sequence-specific DNA binding. NCBI's taxonomy places the organism in Eukaryota, Metazoa, Chordata, Ceratodontiformes, Protopteridae. Bases 132 to 866 code for a protein of 244 amino acids.
CAUUUGGCUCUGUCAGGUGGUGAUGUCAAAGGACACUAACUUAGAAAAUGGCAAAUUAGAACAUCCCUCUCAUACAGCUUAAGCAGUGAUCUGGAUCAAAGAAAGGGAGCAGCUCCCUCCUUCAACAAUUAAUGAGAAUGGCUGAGCAUCUUAACAUUUCCAGAGGUGGUAGCAAACCAAAAGAUGAAGACGAGUUUGGCGAUGAAGGUUUCUCUACAGACAAUGUGACUUCAACUGCAGACAUUGAUGGAAAUUACAAGAAGUUUCCUAAAGAUUCAUCAGUAAUGGCUGGCUCACUGCUUUGUACUAGUGCACAUAUUCCUGUACAUUACCCAUCUCCAGCAAGAAGACGCCACCGUACAACCUUCAGCCAGGAACAGCUAGAGCACUUGGAAGCAGCUUUCAACAAAAACCAUUACCCAGAUAUUUACUGCAGAGAAGAGCUGGCUAAGAUUACAAAACUCAAUGAAGCAAGAAUUCAGGUUUGGUUUCAGAACAGAAGAGCAAAGCAUAGAAAACAUGAAAGAGCAAUCCAGAAAACAGCACCACCAGUGGUUAUAUCAGCCUGCAGUGGCCUGAUGCCAGGAGUGUGUUCAGUCUCUACGGCAACUCGUCAGUACCAGUAUCAGCAUACCUUAAACCAUAUUCCUCGCUUUUCUUCCCUGGCAGCCAGUACCUAUACACCACCACCCACUGUUACACAGUUUGCAUGCUCUGGGGCACAUGCACACCUGCCCCCUGCUCCACCACCACCGCGGCAACAUGAUGACUGGUAUAGUCCACUGCGUUCCAUGAAUUCUCCUGGCACUGGUCUGCUCUCCUUGGGACCUAUGCCGGGCUUGGACCCAACAGCUCAUUGGAACUGAGAACUGAUUAGUACCACACAAAUGCCUCCAGUUGGUAUUAUACUCACUGUGGUCACCAGGUUACUCCAAGUGUGUGACUGCUUGCUGCAGUUGUCUGUCUGUAUAUCUGCAGGAGCUUUGCACUGCUGUAAAUAUUGCUGCAUAUACAAAGGCACGUCAUCUCUCUAACUUGAAAAAGCAAAUAAAAAUCAUUUAUCUCCA